Molecule: messenger RNA, 1380 nt
Organism: Chrysemys picta bellii (western painted turtle)
Lineage: Eukaryota; Metazoa; Chordata; Testudines; Emydidae
Gene: LRRC46
Product: leucine rich repeat containing 46
Molecular function (GO): protein binding
Source: RefSeq, a predicted model, not a curated record
UCUGCCCCCCCAGUCCCUGGGGAUCCCCCCAGCCCAGGCUCUACCCCCCAACCCCUUCCUGGAGGCUCCUAUCUCGGGUCCCUGUCCCCUCAGCCCUGCCUUCACACAGAGUGGCAGAGUUACCCUGAGCAGCUCUCCCCCCUCAUCCUCACAUCCCCAUUCCUAUGACUGUGGCCAGCUGAGUUGGGGACUGGGGUACAGGGGCCACGUGUCCCUUCCCUCUCCAGGCUGGCGAACCUGCCAGAGGCCAUGCCCAGGGACCUUCAGCAGAGCCCCGCAGAGGAAGGGAGGAGCAUCACUGACUCUCUCAUCGCCCAGAGAAACCUGUCCUGCCCUGCAGAAAAAGAGACCCCAGAGAGCAUAUCCAAGGCCUUAGCGUCGCUGCUCACCAUCCGCUUGGACAGGGAGAACAUUUGCGCUAUCAGCAACCUGCAGGGUCUGAGAGAGGUCCGCAGUCUCUACCUGCAAGAGAACCAAAUUGAGACCAUUGAGAAUCUCAGCUGCCUUCCCAACCUCCGGUUUCUCUCACUGGCUGGGAACCGCGUCCGGGUAGUGGAGAACCUCCGGGACCUGCAACAACUGCAGUUCCUGGACCUGUCGCAGAACCGGAUCGAGACACUGGACCAUGAUGAGCUGCCCCGGACCCUCCGCAUCCUGAACUUAUCGGGAAACAGGUGCACCCACCAAAAUGGCUACAGAGAGUUGGUGCUCGGGGCCUUGCCCCAUCUCAUGAAGUUGGACACCCAGCUUAUCCCCAGCUGGAGGGACCCUGACCCAGCGGAGGAGGAGGAAGAGGAGGGAGCUUCUGAUGACAGUGACUCUGAGGAAGAUGAUGAUGAUGUCCCUGAGCUGACUGGUCCUUUCUGUGCAGACAAAGAGUUCUUUGCGGGUCUCCGCCAGGAGCUGGCUGGCCGCUCACAGAGGAGGAGGCAGGAGGCGCUGAGCGAACACCAGGCCCGGCUGGAGGAGCUCACAGAGCGACAGAGACUGAUGCAGCCGCCAGGAGAUCUGUGCCCAGGAAGCCGGGAGGGCCGCCUGGCACCUAGCCCAGCGGAGGAGGGAGCUGCAGGAGGGAGAUCGCCAGCCCCUGGGCUGCGUGAGCCGCACCCCAACCCCAAGUCGGGAUCUCGGCUGCUUUCUCUACCGAAGGCAGGAGGCUCUGCGAGGUCUGGCACCCCACGCACUGGCAGGCAGAGCAAGCGCGGGAGCGGGGCCCGCCUCAAGCCCCCGAAAGGGGAGGCUUCCACCACAGUUAAAACUGCAGCCAGAGCAGCAAAGAAGUGACUGACGCCCAGCCAGCCCCCGCUGACUGCGCCGGCCCGGACAAAAUAGCACAGUGGCGCUAGUGAUUGAAACAUAAAACCACUUUAUUCCACCUCA